Molecule: messenger RNA, 1836 nt
Organism: Durusdinium trenchii
Lineage: Eukaryota; Dinophyceae; Suessiales; Symbiodiniaceae
Source: the annotation of a GenBank genome assembly
AUGCCUUUGGCUUCCAGCUGGUUUUCGGCUCAGCUCCCUUUUCCAAGCGUGCACAUCCGCCGACAAGACGUCAGACCAGGUGACUACCCACAUCAGAACCUCGAGAAAGGCAGGAGGAUGGAUGCGGGAGCGGCCAAGUACUUGGAGGAGAAUGUGGGCGGCGUCCUGGCCAAGGCGCUGGCAGAGAUGACGGUGGUACAGCCCAAGGACGGGGUGGACUUCCUCUCCAAGUGGCUGGCGCAGUAUGCCGAACUGGAGGAGGCCAAGACAGUGAAAGCACAAGUUGAACAAGACUUAGCAAAGAUGAGAGCUCAGACAAGGGAGAAGCUGGCUGCCAAGGAGGCUGAAAGGCAGACGAAGCAGGCCGAGGUGCAGAAGCUCGAGGCGCUGUACACUGGCCUCUUCGAGAAGUUCAACAGCGAAGAGACCGUUUUUGAGGACAAGUUCUGGCAAGAGCUGGUGACUGUGGCGCAGUCCACAGCGGGUGCUUCCGCGGUGUACUUGGGCGUUCUGGAGCAGGGCGAGGAGGGUAGCGAGAUCACGGGCCCCCACAUCAGUUACGAGUAUGCCUCCAAGGGCUCUGAAUGGAUGACCGAGAAGGUCCUGCCCGAGGGCAAAGGUGUGACCUGGGGCGCGCUGACGGAAAACCCGGCGGAGGAGAGCUUCAAGGAGAUGUGCUUAUGGAAGCCACCCAGCGUCGAGCCCGUGGUGGAGACCGAAGAUGGUGCGGAGCCUGAGAAGCCCAGCAGCCCUUACUACCCGGUGAGCGUGGAGUGUGUCACGGAUGUGGCGAGCAUGCACUACUUCCACAUGACACGCCUGGGUGCCUAUUUGGCCAUCCCCCUCGUUUACCAGUCCUACUACAAUGGUGAUGCCUAUGCUGAUGCUAAGACCUACGAAGAGGAAAAGAAGGCGGAAGCGAUCAGGCGUGCGGAAGAGGAGGCGGCACGCCAGGCGGCCAUCGACGCAGGCGAGGAGGUGCCCGAGGCUGGCGAGCCACCGGAGGAGAAGCCGCUGACGAUGCGUGGCACCGAUGUGAAGAUGGUCCUUUGUUUGGACACCUUGGGCACCAACACAGCCUUCGAGGAGGGCAACGCCAUGAAGAUCUUGGAGCUGGCGAAGGCCUGUAGCCAGUGCAAAUCGAAGACCGAGUUCAAGCAGGUGGACAACCAGGUGCUCUCGGUCAUCGAUGAGACCCACCGUAACGAAAUCGACGAGAAGGUGGUGGAGGUCGCCGACCAGGUGGAGCAGGGCUUCAUGGAACAGUUGGAAGCGGAACAGGCGGAAGCGGAGGAUGAGCUGAAGAAGGAGCUCAUCCAGAAGAAGUUUGCCUUCCUAAAGGCUUUGCAGGUGGCGAAGGAGAUGCACCAGCUGAUUGGUGGCUUAACCAGCUGGGUCUACACCACCAGUGAUGUCAUGAACGUGGUGGCCGCUUUGGCGUACUUUGCGGGCUAUUCCAAAAAGGACAUCUAUCCAAGGAGGAAAUCGACCAUGGACUGGCAGAAGCUCAAGACGCUCCUGAAUGAUCCGCUAGUUCUUUUGGAGAAGGUGGUGAAGAAGGAGGUUGAAGGGCCAAAGAAGGACGUGCCUCCAGAGCAUCUCCACAACUUUAUCUUGCAGAUGGCCUCGCCUGCAGAGAUGGAUGCGGAGAAAGCUAAGGAGAUCUCCCCGGCCUUCCAGCUGCUUUACAAUCUGGUUCAGGCAGGAUGCGCCUAUCGGAAUGCAGACCUGGAGCUGCGGAAGGCGGAGUUCAACAAGAAAAAGGAGGAAGCUGGAGAGGAAUAUGAGGGCCCGGCCCUUGAAGAUCUGGACGAUGACUUCAAAGAGACCGCCUAG